GCCUCCUCACCAACCCCAAAUCUAGCCGAUUCUUAACAUUGAACAGAGUCACUCUUCCUAGACAGCCCUGCCCUUAUACCUUCUCGAGGUUCUAUCUUCCACUUGGCUCAUCCACACCCGCAUUCAUGUUAUAACCACGUGGAACCCCUCUCGGCAGCUUCGAAAGUCUGUUGAGGUUGUCCUUCCUUCCUCCCUCCCCCACCUUCUCGAUACCCCAACAUCACCAUGAUGUUCCUGAGACCUCCUCCCGUUCGACGGAGCCUUUUGUCGUCUCCGCUCGGCUCAGCAAGAUGGCGCCAGUCCGUUGCUAGGCAUACCUCUCUUCAAUCCCUCCACAUGUCAAGCCCCAAACUCCUGAUUGCCCUUGCGGAGGCACUACCCAGGAGAAGGAAGAUGCUCCAAGAUGUCCCCGGUCCUGCUUUUCGAAGACCUCUAGCCACAGCUAUAGGCGAUCCCACGCGACAAGGCGAUAUCGCGUUUGCCCAUCUCCAGCCGCCGAUCCCCGCCGAUUACCCGCACCCUUCGUCGUCACAUCUGCGGCCGUACGACCUACGUGCCUUCGACCCUUCCUCACCAUUACUCAUCAAGAUCGCAGAUAACCCUACCCCCCGCGCGAGGACGUCCCCGCACGGCGUACCGGGUGGCAUUGAGGAAAUGCUCUCACUUUUCGACGCUUACAUACAGGUAGGCAAGCCGGAAAGGGCCGCCCUCGUCCUAGAGAGGUUCAGCGAGUUCGGGCUUCACCCAGGCUACGACCUGACUUCGCUUCAUAAUCGAUACCUGCGCGCGUCUAUCGAUAGGGCGUUCGAACAGCCUAACUCCAAAUGGGCUCGGUCCCUUCAUCGAUGGUAUGAGCUGCACAUCCGAGGCAAAAGGAUUCCUCAGACAUCCGAAACUAUUGCCUGCAUGCUGAAGGUGUCUCUUCUAUCUGCUCGAGGGCCGCAACUGUCACGGCUUGUGGAUCGGUACAUGGGUAUGAUGCCUGAGGAUGGCAUAUAUCAGGUACUAUCAGAGGUGGAAAUCUUGUCUCAACAAGACUUUGGUACUAUCACAAGUAUAUACAAGCCCGCGUCUGAUAUUUUAGGAGGUCUGGGGUUCGAAUCUCUCCAGGAGCCCCACCAAGGUGGUUCAGACCACGCAUCAGCCGAACGGCCGGGAUCAGAUACCGUCCCCGAGGUCAGGCCUGUUCCACAAAAGGGACUCGGCCUUAAGUCGUUACGCGGAGUCCUAUCUUUUUUCACGAAAAUCGAGGGUCAGGAUAUAUCUAAGCUCUCACUUGCCGAGCGCCGAGAAAUCCAGUCUCGGCUAGAGGAGGACUCCGUCGAGGCCGCCAUCAACCGAUGGAAGGAAGAAAACAAAGCCCUUGCGAAAAUAGGACUGUCCACAGUAUUGUCUCAGCCCGCAUUGAACGCGCAAUUGUACGAAUGGCAUUGUGCCCUAGAACAGAGGAUGGAGGAAGAGCUGGUGCUCGUGGAGGAGUCGGAGGCGCGCGACCGAAAACGCGCGGAUGAUCAGGACCGUUGCAUAUAUGGGCCGUUCUUGAAGCAAUCGACCCCGCCGAGACUUGCUGCGGUUACGAUCAUGGGUGUCCUAAACGGCAUUACGACUAGUGGUUCCAGCAGUGGCGCCCCAUUAUCCACACUACUUAAUUCGAUAGCUAAGAUGGUGGAGGAUGAUAUAAAGCAUCAAAAAGUCCAAAAAAAACAAGACGAGUUCAAGGCGAACCUACGGGAGAGGAAAAAGGCCUAUAAACUGGCUAAGUCUUCUGCGACUGCCCCGACUACUACAGAGACUCCGACUGCCCCGACAGAGACUCCGACUGCAUCCAAUAUUGUGAAGGGUCCUGUUUUCGAAACUAGGACCUGGCCGGUGCUGAUUAGAACCAAGGUUGGUGCUGCUUUGCUGGCCGCUCUGAUAGAUGUUGCGAAGGUGAACAUAGUCCGCGAGGACCCGGAAAAGAAAAUCCUCGUCAGCCAAAUACAACCGGCCCUGACUCACACCACGGUUUUUCGAAAGGGGAAGAAGGUUGGCGUGCUCAUACCGAACAAAUUCCUCCUCGAUCUCAUGAAACGGGAACCGCGCGGCGAAUUCCUUGCGAGACACCUGCCGAUGCUUGUCGAACCAGAACCUUGGACCAAAUUCGACAAAGGGGGCUUCAUUCAGUACCCGUCGCAUCUAGUGCGAGUUAAAAAUGGCGAGAAGGAUCAGAGAGUCUAUGCUGAAGCCGCCCUCGAGAGAGGAGAUAUGGAGCAAGUCACCAAAGGCCUUGAUGUCCUGGGUCGAACGGGAUGGCGGGUCAACAAUCUCGUUCUCAAUGUGAUGCUCGAAGCAUGGAACACCGGCGAGGGAAUAGCGAAUAUUCCCCCGCUGAAUCCCAAUAUCCCGAUUCCUCCAGAGCCUACGUCAAACGAUAAUCCUAUCGAGCGGCGGACAUGGAUUAAAGCUGUGAAAGUUGUGGAGAACACCAAGAGCGGCCUGCACUCGGAGCGUUGUUUCAUGAAUUUUCAGCUUGAGAUUGCUCGGGCUUUCAAGGACCAGACUUUCUACUUCCCGCACAACAUGGACUUCCGAGGACGCGCCUACCCAAUCCCAGCCUAUCUCAACCAUAUGGGUGCCGAUCAUGUUCGAGGGUUACUCUGUUUCGCUAAGGGCAAGGAACUCGGCAAACGAGGGUUGCGGUGGCUCAAGAUCCACCUGGCAAAUGUGUUCGGCUACGAUAAAGCCAGUUUGACGGAACGGGAGUCAUUUGCUACAGAGCACCUCGAUGAUAUCCAGGAUACCGUCACCAAUCCUCUCACAGGGAAACGAUGGUGGCUUGAGGCCGAAGAUCCGUGGCAAUGUCUGGCUACCUGCUUCGAAUUGAAAGCAGCCCUAGACUCGGGCGAUCCCACCAAAUUCGUAUCUCACCUCGCUAUUCACCAAGAUGGAACGUGCAAUGGAUUACAGCAUUAUGCCGCCCUCGGUGGCGAUACGUGGGGCGCCCAACAAGUGAAUUUGGAGCCUGGAGACCGACCCGCGGAUGUUUAUUCCGCAGUGGCAGAGAUGGUCAAGGAGAGUAUCGCGAAGGAUUUGGAGGUCGGUAACGACCUCGCAAAAGCGGUGGAGGGAAAAAUAACAAGGAAGGUUGUGAAGCAGACCGUCAUGACGAACGUCUAUGGUGUUACUUUCAUUGGAGCCAAGGCUCAAGUGUUGAGGCAACUUGAUGCAGCCCACCCCAAGCUGAAGGAGGAGACAGGUGUAUCCACGAUCUUGCUUGCGUCUUAUAUUGCCACAAAGAUUUUCGAGGCCUUGUCGACUAUGUUCCGCGGAGCUCACGACAUUCAGUACUGGCUUGGAGAGUGUGCCGCACGCGUCUGCCGUUCUAUUACCGCAGAACAGAUCGAUCGGAUUGCGAAUGGAGAAGUACCCGUCAAGAAAAAGAAGACGGGAACGGCAAAAUCGGCAAAAUCGGCAAGAUCGGGGCUCGACGAACUCCUUGUCCAUCUACGGUCGACAAUUGUCUGGACUACACCCCUCCGCAUGCCCGUGGUUCAGCCAUACCGCAAGAGCGGGGUCCGGGUUAUCACUACCAGCCUUCAGGAUCUCACUCUACAAAUUCCUGACCGCUCCGAUCCCGUCCACCGGCGCAAACAGCUCCAAGCAUUCCCCCCAAACUUCAUUCAUUCUUUAGACGCCAGCCACAUGUUACUCUCCGCAUUGGAGUGUGGUGAAGUCGGCCUCACAUUUGCAGCGGUUCACGACUCUUUCUGGACGCAUGCUGCCGACGUUGACGUUAUGAACCGCGUCCUCCGCGACUGUUUCAUCAGAAUACAUAGUGAAGACGUCAUCGGGCGUCUCGCUUCCGAGUUCAGAGCGAGGCACAAAGACUCCCUCUAUCUAGCUACGAUCGCCCGGAACUCUAAGGUUGGGCGGGCGAUAGCCGCACUCCGCAGACGGACGAAAAUAUCGAUCAAGGAUGAGCUAGUUUUAGAGCUCGAGAGACAGCGGUUGUUAAGGUCGUCGGACCCCGAGGAGGUUGAGAAAGGCAAAGCGAUGGAGACUCCCGCCAGAAUCUUCGAUGAGUUAUCGGCGGCACAGCCCCUAUCAAGCGGCCACGAUAUGGAGGAAUUAGGGCUGGGAAACAUCCCUAAGGGAAGUACAGCAUCUGAAUCAGAGCCAAGCAACGUGGAAGACGGGUCCACCACUCUGGAUUCCGACGACGUCGACGUGGGUUCUCGAUCUGGAAAUGCGGAAUACUACAAGGCCCUGAGGUCUACCACCCCUUUUGAGUCACAGCUUUCCGGCACCGACCCGGCAAAAGCGAAGCCGAAACCCUCAACAACGAAAAGCAGCAUAUGGCUCCCACUAGUCAUCCCUGAUAUUCCUCAAAAGGGCGAAUUUGAUGUGAGACGUCUGAAAGAUAGCCAGUACUUCUUCUCCUGAGAUGGUUAUGAUGAGGUGGCCCGAGGAAUCAUACGCCUACAAUAGUUUCAUAGUUAGCGGUGUUGGGGACAUAUAUACUGCAUUAGAUGUGAAUGCAUUCAUCCGGCGCUUGAUGAUAAGAUGCGCUGAGGUGCGCGGUAGGGGAAGGAAAAGCUCGGAGUUGCACUGUGUUCGCAAGAACUUUGUAUAUUUUGUAUAGUACAUAACACUUGGAUGAGGCCAAAGACGGGAUGAGAGCCAACCGGACCACAGUCGGACGCAUGCGAAAAACGAACCGUCCACUCCUCCCACUGUAUGCAGACUUGGCAGAUGCUAGCUACAUAGAAGGAGAAACCAAGAACCU
Molecule: messenger RNA, 4765 nt
Organism: Durotheca rogersii
Lineage: Eukaryota; Fungi; Ascomycota; Sordariomycetes; Xylariales; Xylariaceae
Product: DNA/RNA polymerase
Exons: 2
Coding region: 226-4422 (1398 amino acids)
Biological process (GO): mitochondrial transcription
Cellular component (GO): mitochondrial DNA-directed RNA polymerase complex
Molecular function (GO): mitochondrial promoter sequence-specific DNA binding; DNA-directed RNA polymerase activity
Source: RefSeq, a predicted model, not a curated record